AUGUAUAUGAGAACGGCCUUGGCAACAUGUAGUGGUGGUGCAGGCUCGACUGUCGUACUCUCGUCGAGUACGACCUCAUACGAAGAAAAAAAAUAUCUACGAGCAACUGUUGUGAAAAAUUUUGUAGAUAUCGACAAAGAAAUGUGUUGGGACCUAAUGCGUGUAUCGUUAUUGUUGCACGUGUCGGCAACAGGUAUUGAAAACAAACUGGCAACUUUGAGUUUGAACAAAAUUCAUACGGAACGAGAAAUACGAAAUUUUUCAGUUGCUGGGCAUUUAACGCCAGAAAAAAUGUUGUCGUCGGCCGAAAUAGUGAAGCACACGAUUAACGACUGA
Messenger RNA from Macrosiphum euphorbiae (potato aphid), 336 nucleotides. NCBI's taxonomy places the organism in Eukaryota, Metazoa, Arthropoda, Insecta, Hemiptera, Aphididae. The record is from the annotation of a GenBank genome assembly.